This is a messenger RNA of Cinara cedri, 21302 nucleotides long. The record is from the annotation of a GenBank genome assembly. Lineage: Eukaryota; Metazoa; Arthropoda; Insecta; Hemiptera; Aphididae.
UGAAUCGGCCGUGGUUGAUGGGAGGUGGGUGGUAGUUAGGUGGGGAUAACGCCGGUAAGGUGCACGAUAUUAAUGUUUUUUCUUUCACCAAUCUGCUUGGCAACCAAACUGCAGGCGACGUCGACGGUUUUGAUUCAAUCGACUACCAUCGUCCGUUGAAUUCACCACGUCGGGUAGAUCAUCAGGAACGCUACACACUCGAUAACAUCAUCGCCAUUUAUAACUCAAUCUGGGUUUUUCGAUUUCUAAGAAUCCCAAUCCACCUUCUUCAACCGUCACUAGGGAAAUGGCUUCGUUUGAUCGUUUGGGACAGUUCCCGUUGGGGUCUUCUGUGACCGUAUCCCCAUCGCUUAUAAGUGGACUCGAUCAGAUGAGAGAUGGACGACUCAAUAAGGUACCUAAUUAAUUAAUGUUUUGACUGUUUGGGAUUUUUCAAAAAUACUUUUUUAGAAUUAUUCCCUUAAUCGAUGAUCCAUCCUGACGUGCAUGCUGCUCUUUAAUGAAAAUUUAAUUCCAUUGUACUUAAUUAUAUUAUGUUGAAACUGAAAAUAACCAUAGAAUAUUUGUAUACAUGAUCACACUAUCAUGAUUAUAAAUUAGUAAUAGGUAUUAAACAUAAUAUUAAAUACCGAAACACCUCUUUGAAUUAAUUGUGUAUAUUUGGCCUUAUAUAUUAAUAUUUUUAAUUAUUUUUAAUUGGUAACAGAUCUUUAUAAAUUAUAUAACCUAUUUUAUAGUUUAUUCCGUUAUUUAUUUACUAAUAAAUUAAAUUUAAAAUCAAUUUCUUUAUUAAUAUAUUUAUUUUUUUCGAAUAAUUGUGUUUUAGGAUCAAGAUUUAAAUUUCCUUUUCAAAUACAAAAUAUGAGUAGGUACCUAAGUUCCAAGGAAAUACCUAAAAAAUAAAUUUACUGUAACUUGUGAGUUAUUAAUAAUUACCUAAUAGGUACCUUCUACCUACAUAUUUAAUUAAAUUAUAUAAUUUAUUUAUAUCUUUAUAACAUGGCAUGUAUAAAGUAGGUAUUAUACAUAUUACAUUGCAUUAUCUAACUAGGUUUAAUGUUAUAUUUAUUUAAAAAUACUAAUUGAAAAAUAAUUAUAAACAUUGGAUACCUAUGUUCAUAUAAAUUAAAAUUUUAAUUUUGAUAUUGAUCACUUAAUUUUUUUUUAUAGUUUAAGUUAUGAAUAUAUACAAACCUAACCUAUGGUUUAUGUUUAAGGUCAUAUAUAUAAUUACAGUUAUAAAUAUAGUAAGAUUUAAGUACCACAAAUAUAUAAGGAACCUAUAUACUUAAUUUAUUAUUACAUUUUUAUUAAACAAAACAAAUUAUUUUAAAGAUUUAAUUUUAGUUACUAUUUUCAUUUUAAUUUUUUUUUAUUAUGAACUAUUAUUAAAUUUAAUGCAUUUGAACUUAUAAGUUAUAAGUCAACAUAAUGUUUUUAUAGAUCAAUUAAUGACUCAAUUUACUUUAUGAUACCAAAUUAAUUAAUACCUACCUAUUUUUUAAUUUUAUUGAAUGCUUAGUAGUUAUUAGUUUAUUACUUAUUACAGUUAAUAUAAUAAUAAUUGUAAUAUCUACAAUAGUAUAAUAUAUAACACAUAUAGUAUAUAAAUUUAUUUUACAGAAAUGAUUAACACGGUCUAAAUAUUUUGGUUCUACAGUAGGUGCCUAGACUGUAUUGCACAUUUUAAAACAAUUGUAGACAGUUUUUAUUUUACAAAAUUUAAAUCAAAUAUUUAAAAUAAUGCAUUUUAUUUUUUUAUCAUAAUAAUAACAACAUUACUUGUAAUAAUAAUUUGAUUACAAUACUGGUUUGUUAGGAAUAACUUAGACAACCUGUUAUCAUGAAGGUCAUACUCUUAAUAUACCUAGCUUAUACAAAUUUUAAGGAUAAAAACCACAUAAAGCAAGUUUAUUUAUGUAGUUUUUUCUUUAUGUGCUAGGUAUAUUGUAACCAUAAAUGUGACCUAUUAUAUUUAACUACUUUUAUAAUUAUGUUUAUAAGUGUGACAGAAUUCAAGUUUAUUGCCACAUUAAAAAAAAAUAUAUAAAACUUAUUCUUGUAGACUUAGUAUUAUAAUAAUAUGAAUUAUCUUGAAAUAAAAAAUUACUCUUUAUAUCUACUUAAAAAAUUGAUUUUUAUAUAUCUGAUAUCAAUUUAUUUAAAAAUGAUUAUAAAACAAAACUUGACUCAACUUAAGUUCUUCAUUUAAAAUAAAAUUAUAACAAUCAAUUCCUUUCUGUUUAGGUAGCUAGUUCGUUUUAAAUUUUUUUUUUCUACUCGCCAUCUUCUGUAUUUCUAUAAAUGUUUAUCCAUUUAUAGUUGAUUAUACUCAAUAUUUCAAAUAGUAUAAAAAAAAAUGUGGACCGUGCCGCCACACAAAUUAUGCUCCACUUUCUCUACCCAAAUCUAAAAGUAGAAUAUCUGUCAACAGAUGACAGAAAUCAAAGAUUUCAACUCCAGAAUGUAUUUAAAUUAUUACUUAAUUUAUGUAAACAUUUUAAUAUAGGUGUUAUAUAAACAUCAAAAGUAAAUAAUCUUUUCACCCUCAAAAAUAAUCAUAAAAAUAAUAUAAAUGUAACUUUGUAAUACCUUGUAUAUUUUAAUAUAUUCUAAUAUGAUAGGUACAUCAAAAUAUUAAUUUUAGAAGGUGCCACAAUAUCGUGUUCUUAUUGGUACAUAUUAUAAUAUACAAGAUAAUAUCAUAGAAUUUAACCAAGCUAAUUAGUUGAUGGCAAGUUAUUCAUGAUUCAUGCACUUAUAACAAAAUACAAUACCGUGGUAAAUUGAUUUUACAAUACAUUAUACUUGUCAGGUACUUUGAAAUAAAAUAUAAAACGCGUGUCCAUAUUAUUUUAUGUGUAUAAAAUAUGAAAAUACCUACCUACCUACUUAAAUUAAACUAAUUUAUGGUUUUCCAUUAUAGUGAAACACAUUUUAAGUCCAUUGUAAUAAUAUGUUGACAUUUUAGCUAUUUUAUUUUAUAAUCGUGAAAAAUGUAUUUAUUUAUUUUAUAUCUAUUUAAUAUACUAUAUGAAAAUCAACUAAUUUCUAUUUGUAUAUGUAAAUAUACCUUACCAAGUAAACUAGUUUAUAUUGAAAUCUCAGUUACUUAUUCAAAUGGCUUACAAUAUUUUUAUUUUUUUAUUGAUAAUAAGUAAGUUAUAAGUUAUAAAAUAUAAUGCAGGUAGGUUAAUUGUAAUAACUAAUAAUUGAAACUAUAUGAGUCAUGAUAAUGCAAUUUCCUAGUGAACGUGGUAAAAAGUCAUUGACAAAAAUUACUAAUGAGCAUUUUUUUUUUCUACAAGGUUAAUGAUUCUUUGCGAUAUUAUUGUAGGCGUGCAUGAAGUCGGUUUUAUCUUAAUCCUGAAUAAUCAGUAUAUAAUUCGUUUUUUUAAGUAGAUAUAAAUACUAAAAAGAGCUGAUACUGGGAACGCGUGGAACCACUAUUGUUGGUGGGAAGUUGGGAAGGUAGGAUAUAAAAGGUUAUUUCAUUUAUAUAAACUAUUGUUGACGAAAAACGAUUUCGAGCGCAGUUCGGUAAUACAAAAUAAACGUUUUCCGUAAUAAUGUAAAAUAAUGAUAUUGUGAAAUUGUACGUUUUUUCCCGAUUAUUAUGAAAACUAAUUAAAAAAAAAUCUAAAAACGACUCGUAUCUUCAAAAACAAGAUUAAUAAUUCAACAUAAAAGGUCUCUUGUCGUUUUUCAAUUGGACCCAUAUUUGUGCUAAAAAACGUGGUAGGCAUUUAUUCAAAAUAACGAAAUCGUGAAAAAAUCGUAUUUUUUUCCCCAGUUGCUCGUUUUUAUUUUAAAUACAGUUUCGAAAAUCAAAAAAUGACCUACAUAUUUACUAAGUAGAUAAAAUUGACUUUCAGAAAAGAUGCUACACCUAAACAUCGGAGCAAGUUAUCUAGGAUAAAAAUGGUCUACAGUAUAAAAAAAUAAAUAAAGGAGGUUCCAUUGUAAAAAAAUUUAAAAAAGUCGUCCGAUGAUUUUGGAAAUUUUACCACGUCUAAUAUAAGUAUUAUUGUCAAGUUUCAAGUCCUUACGUGUAUUUAUAACCGAAUUACAGCAAAAAAAUUCAAAUUUCUUAAAAACUCAAAAUUUUUGGUCAUUAUACCGUAAAACAAUAAAUCAAAAAGGAAACAAAAACAGGUAUCUUGUGAUUUUUCGAUUAAAUCAUUUUUUCUCAUAGAAAACGUCCGUGUUUUUCUAAAAUAAUGAAAUUGAACAUUUUCCUACGGUUUUUCCACUUCAGUGUUUUCAUUUAAAAAAAAAGCGUCGAAAAUCAAAAAAUGACCUCUCUAAAGUACAAUCUAGACAACAUAAGCUUUCAGAAAAGUUGCGGUUCGUAAAGAUCGGAGCAAGUUUACUAAGAAAAAAAUACGUCCACAGACUAGAACAAAGAAAAAAAUAAACAGCAUUGUAAAACCAAUAGCUCUCUCGCUACGCUCGGAAUUUAAAAUUAUAAUCAUAUAUUUGUUUUUACGAUUAUUAAUUAAAUAGUAGCGUAUUUUCUUAAAGAAAUUACUAUCGUUCAGAUGCAUUUAUUAGACUGUAUAAAAACCAUUAAAAACUAUGAGAACUGGUAGGACUACGUCCUCAAUUUGUGUCUAACAGUCGCGUAACAUAGAAUAAGUAAUGAAAUUAGUUAUAAUACUUAGAGUGAGAUCCUCGCUAAUAUAUUAUAUUGAAAAAAAAAUAGUUAACUUUUAUAUAAAUACUUUAAUUUGACUUAGAAAUAAAUAUUGAAAAAUGUCUAUACUAUCUUUUAAAUAGGUAAUAUUAAUCUAUGAUUCUUAGUUAUUUUUUAAAAAUAAAAAAUAACAUUCUCUUUUUUGCAAUCAUAUAGGUAUGUUUUUUUUUAUAUCGUAUGAACUAUGAGUAACGACUUUUUAUUAUAGUUGCAUAAUAGGAAAAGGAGAGCAAGUUUGUGAAUGAUCUCAUAAUACGUAACUGUGUGUGAAUGUAAAUAAACACAAAAGAACGGCAAAAAAAAUUCAAAAUAUAAUAAAAUAAAAAUAAUGUAAAUGUACUUAUGCAUAAUAACGAUAACUGCUUUUGUAAUGAUAUUAUUACCUUAUAUUUUCAUGCCUAGUUGUUUGAAUUUAUGGUGGUAUUUUGGCUUAUGAUUUAUGAAAUGUUCAGUAGGUACCUGUUACCACAUAAUGGUACUUAUACAAUUUUACAUGUCCAAUUGUUAAAUUAUGUAAGCAUUGGUUUUACAGCAGCAUAUUUUUUGUAUAUGUCUGGGUUUAUUUUGUAUAAAGCACGACAAUAAUUGUUUUAUAAUAUUUUACCGUUUGAGAUUUUAAGAAAAAAAUUAAGAAUUCAUAUCGAUAAAUAUUGUUUAUGAGCAUAAACAUGAUAAUAUGUAUUAAAACCAAUUUUUACCUUUUUUAAUAAAUAUUGAGUGAUUCAACUAUAUUUUCGGAUUAAAGGAUAUUAUAUCCUAAUACUUUAAUAUACAUUAAAAUUAAUAAUAAUAUUAUUAGUAUUUUAUAAGUAUUUGCUAGUUUCCGGUUAUUGUUUAUAAAACAAACCAAAAAACUGGUGGACACUCUAAUGUUCUACAAUGACCUUGUUAAUUUUAAAAGUUUGAUACUUUGUUAUAGAUAUGCAUACAAUUAUUUAUGGUAUUGUGUGUGUGUGUGUAAAAUAUAAUACCCAUUAUAUUAUUUAUGUAGGUAUCGGCAAUAGGUUUUAUAGGUACUUACUACCUAUCAAUAGAAUAUUAUAUUAUUUUUUUCUUUUAUAUACUGAUCUGAAUUCUGGAUAUAAUUCCAACAGAAAUGAUAGUCUCAUGCGGACUAUGUCAAUUUCAUUAUCGUAAAUUGUAUUAAUAUAAUUAUAUACGUAUAAAUUGCAUGAUAUAUUUAUAUAUAAUUUGUUAAAUUUCACAUUAUUACCGAACACCAAACUAAUUGACUUUUUUCUAGUGUUAAAUAACAAUUAUUUUAUUUUUUUUACAUUAAUACCUAUUUGUAGGUAAUGUAUAAUAUUGAGUACCUACAUAGUUAGGUAUUUCAAAUACCUACAGUGUAGUAAAUUACAGUUAGUCUCUUGGAUAAAACAAACAAAAAACCGCAAAAUUGUUUACUUCAAGUGUUAAAAAUUAGCGAAUUAGGCAUGUUUUAUUAUUGUUGACCUUUAUCGUAAAAUGUAUAUGAGUAUCUAUAUAAGAAAAUAUAAAUACAAAUUAUAUAGGUAUUAGCUAUUAUAUAGGUAUAGAGGAUAAGAAACUCUCAACUCGUCGGUAAUUAAAUUCAAUAAUAAAUUAACCUGUCUGUAACCUAAUCUACAUUUUUUUCUCGUAUCCGUGUAACACAGUAGGUAUAGGUAUCAUAGUAACUAUUCGUUCAUACUCGUUUAAUAUUUUUUAAAUUAAAUACAUAUCUAAAAUUACAAUUACAUAAUUUUGUUUGCCGUUUCAAUAUGAUUUAAAUGAUUUUUGUAUUCUUAUAAUAAUAAUAAUAAUAAUAAUAUGUUGAACGAACUAUUUAUAUUAUGCGUAUUUAAAUACAUUUUGUAUGUAUCUAUCCACCUUGUUGAUAUUCAAAACGCGUUGUCAAAAACAUACUUGACAAAUGUUAUUAUUUUUUACUAACCAUACAAACAAAUAUUAUCUACAAGUAAAAAUUGUAGAAAUUUUGUUUUAUAUUUAAAUCAACUCCAUUAAUAAUAUCUGGCUGUUAAGUAAAAGUUCUAAAACUCCCAUAUAAUUUUAAGGAAGCCAAUUAUUACCUUGGCUAUAUCUGUUUAUAUCUGUCGUACAUAAAAAAAAUAUUUUUUAUUAAAUCAAUUUGUGUUUUUUGAAAACUUAAAUGAGGUAGGUAUCUGCGGGUACAUUAAAUAUUAGUAUAGGUAGGUUUUAUAGUAUUAUGGUAGUAUAGGGUAAUACUAAUUUAAUUAUUGGUUUAGACAGGCGAAUAAGGUUCAGAGGCCAGUGUCAUUGCCACAAGGGCAUUGCAAAGGCAAAUGUGUACACAAUGUCUUGUUCUGUUGAUUUAUUAAAAAUGUUUUUUUUUUCAUUGAAGAAUCAAUUCAACAUUAUUAUAUAUAUUUUCAAUGUAGUUCACAAUACUUAAUCAAUGUAGGUGUACAUUUAUUCAACAUUAUGUCUCUGUGUUCGAUGUUGUUGCAGAUACUAACAAAUGUAAUCAAUCAAUUACAUUAAUUAAUAACAAUAAUAUAAAUAAACAAAUAUCACGGUCUUUUUAAUUUUAUAGUUUUGUAUUCUAGAUAACAUAGGUACUAACAAAAAUAUGGUUGUAAUAUUAAUAAAUAAUAAAAAUAAUAAUACAGUAAUUUGUAUUAUAUAAUAAUGCAAUAAUAAUAAUUGUGUUGAUUUUUAAUAUUUCAUCACCAUGUUGCAUUAUAUAUUAGUAUCUACUUGUAUAUUGUAUAUGAGUAGAAAAAUACUAAAUAAUAUUCACACAUCUAUUUUUUUUUAUAUUAAUUGGACAUAUGUUAUGUUAUUGAUUUUGUACUGAAUUUUUUAAUAAUAUUAUAUACUUUCUAAGUAUACAUUAUUUAUUUAUGAAUAAAUGUUAACUUUAAAUAUUUGUACUUUUUCUCUUGUCACUUUUUUCGUCUAUUUGAGGUUGGACACCUUAGUCCUAAAUAUCUAUUUUACUCUUUACAACUUAAACAUUUUUGUAUAAAUUAUAAUAGUUUUAAAAAAAAUUGUAUUGUUGAGCAUUAUUAAUUUCUUUUUGUACUUGAAAACUUUAAAAAAUAAAAAAUUAUUUUGAAUGUAGCUCAAAAUUUAAAUUUAAAUGCUUGCUAACUAUUAUGACAGUUUUGUAGCUACUCACAAAAUUGAAAAAUUAUCACACUAAGAUAAGAAUGCCAUUGUUCAAUCCACUAUGAGACAAAAAAUUUUAAUAAAUUUAAUGCCCUGAAAAUGUUAAACUAAAAAAAUAAAAAUAAUUGCCUAUCAUUCUAAAACUACAUUAAUGUAAAACACUCCGUUCUGAAUCUAAAAAUAAGUUUACAACAAAUAUACAUGAUUAAACGUUUUAAAGCCCAGCUUACUAAUAUAGUUUUAUAUUUUAUAUAAUUAUUAAUUACAAAUUUAUCAUCUCUCGUUGGUUUAAAAACAAAUUAAUUGACCUUUUAGGUGUACUAUAUUACUGUACACCAUCAUUAAAUGAUAACAAUUUUUAGUAAGUUUUAUAAAUAUAUUAAUUUUUAAAACUUAUAAUUAAUAACAAAUUAAAAAAAUGUAAAGAAAAAACACAUCUUGGAGUAUUAUUAUAGGUUGAGUGAAUUUACUACCAGUUUCGAUAUAUACAUAAAAUAAUUGUUAGAUAAUGGAAAAGCAGAAAAUAUUUGUUAAUAAAAUAAAAUUUAUUUUAUUUUUUCACCUUAGUUAAAUUACUAAUGACUUUAGAUUUUGAGUGGAGCUUAUUAUUAUUAUUAUUAUUAUAAGAAGCUUAUUUUUUAUAUAGAUAUGUUUGUAUAUUUUUUUGUUCAUCUGUGGCGCAACUUUUCUACCAGAAAUCUUGCUGUAAUUUUUAAAUGUAGCACUUUUUCUGAAAAGAAAUUGGUGUGGAGUUUUUUAUUUUUCGAUUUUCUUAAGAGUUCUCUCAUCAAAUGUGAAAAACCCUAAAAAAAAACUGAGGAAAAACAGAAAAAUAUAAGAAAUUUAGGUACCUAUUAAUUAAAAAUAUUUUAUUGAAAUUGUAUCAGUAUCUGGAAGGAAUUUGGACUCCCUCCUUUAAAUCUGACACUGCAUGAAACAUACAAUUUUGAACGAUAUUAAAGUAAUUAAACAAUUAAACAAAAUUAAAAACAAGACAUAUAAAAUUAAAAUUAUAUUUGUCUUUUAAGUUUUUUUGUGUAUUAUUUUUUUAAACAUAUUUUUACAAAAUUUAAAUACUAUUAUGUAGUUCUUAGUUAUCUAUUUAUUUAUUAUCAUCAUCAAUAUAAAAAAGUACUUAGUUUAAAGUAGUAAAAAUGAAAAAUAUUAUGUUUAUUUAGCCUGAGUGAAGAAGCUUUUUAUUAAUAGGAUACUUUUCAUUAAAAAUGAUGUAAAAUCUUAUUUUUUACAUUCAGUAAUUCCAGAUUAGGGUAACAAUUUAACAAUUGGCUAAUAACUUCAAUUUUAAGUGUAAUUUUCACCGAGUUUGGUGUUAUAUAUAUGAUAAAAAUGUAGAGUAUUGUCAAUUUUUCAUUAUUAUUAUUAUUAUUAUUAUUGUUAUAAUUGUUUAUUUCUUUGAAAAGAUAAUGGACCUACUGAACAAAUUUGUGUGGGCACCCAUGAGUUUACAAUUUAUUACAAGGAGAAUAUUACAUUAAAAUAAUUUGAAUUUAACUUUUUUUAUAAUUUUAGACUUAUGAAACUAACAUAAACAUAUACAAUUUAGGAAAUAAUAAUUAAUAUAUGGAGACUUAAUGUAUAAUACAGUUUGAUAAAAUACAAAUGCAAGCAACUUACAUAUAUACAAAUAUUUAAAAUUUGGUUUAUUUUGCAGUCAGUUAGUUAUUUUUUUUUUUUUAAAGUAUUAAACGAUAGAGUUGUUUUGAAGUUCAAUGGUGUACCAUAUUAUAUAUUUUUGGUCCUAUAUAUACGUAAGUAGAUUGAGUUAAUUUUCUGAGCAUUAAGGGAACAGUAAUGUUAAUAAUUGUCUUGUGUUAUAUCCAUGAUCAAUACUAGGUGUUAGGUUAUGUUUAAUUAUAUAAAUUACUGAUACCUUAUAGAAACAUUUUUUUUUUUUAAUGACCGAACAUUUAAUUCUUUUUACAGAUAUUCUGUGUGAUACAAAUGAUUCUUUUUUAAAAUAAUUUGUAUUAUUUUUAAUACUUAGAUUUGUUUUUUGAAUCCAUUGAUCGGUUUCAGUAAUUAAAAUAAUAGGUACAGAUUUUUCUCAAAUGGUGGUGCACACAAUGUGCAAAAUAUAUCAAUUUUUUAGGUAUACAUUUUAAUUUUUAUUAAUUUCGCUAUGAAUGUAUUUCUAAACCAAUCAUUUUUUUAAAAAGGUUAUAAAAGAAAAGACUUCUCCUAAUAGAUGGGCCACUGUUGUAGGUUAGAAGUUGAAAAGGUAGAAAUUGAAUGUAUACACUACCAUUAAUCAUUGCUAAUGAAAAACGAUUCUGAGCGAAGUUCGGUUAUACAUUACAUUUACAAUUUUCGUCGAAAUUUGAUAUUAAAAUUCAUAAACAAAAAGUACUUCAUUAAACUUAACUUGUUAACCACUAAGUACAACUUGUCAUGAACCAACUAUAAAUUUGCUAGUAUUACUGUUUGGUCUAACAUUUUUAUCCACAGAGUGAGUAUCUACUGAAUAAUAAUUAUGUAAAAAGCUCAUAAUUUUAAAAUGUCUAUUAAUAACUCUAAAAUGUUUUGAAAAUUUUGUCUCAUCUAGAAAAGACAAAUAUAAGUUUUCUACUUAAAUUUCAAGUUUCUAUAAUUAUUUUAAAUUGAUUAAUAGCAAAAACCAAAACUGAACAUAAUAAAUUAUUUUUAUACAUUUUUCUGUUUUUUCCAAUUUAUUAUGAAAACCACUUGGUAAAAAAAUGACCUUCCUAACGUACCAAUUUGACUUAUUGGAUGAAGAUGUCUGGUAGUAAUUUUUAUAGUAUAAAAAAAAAAAUACAAAACUUGGGAUAUAAUGAAAAUAUUGUAAUAUUAUUCAUUUUUUUGGAUAUUUAUAAUUUAGAAAAAUUAUAGAUAAACCAUUUUAAUAGGUUACCACUAAUAAUUAUGGAAAAUUUUUAAAUAUUAAAUUACUAAUACAUUUUUUAGGAAAUGGCUUUUACGAUCGAAGAAAGACAAUCUUUGGGCAUUCACGGAUUGUUGCCACCUCGUGUUAAGACUCAAGAUGAACAAGUUAAACAUGCCUUGGCUAAUCUUAAACGUUUUAAUGAUGACCUGAAUAAAUAUAUUUACCUGAUGGGUUUACAAGUAAGCAAGUAUGACGCUGACCUAAUUCACGGGUUCUUAUCAACUAACAUAUUGAAUUGUAAUUUUUAUUUCAGGAGAGAAAUGAAAAACUUUUCUACAGAGUGAUGGCUGAGAAUGUAGAAGCCUUUAUGCCACUUGUUUACACUCCAACUGUUGGAUUGGCAUGUCAAAAGUAUGGUCUUAUUUUCCAGAAACCCAGAGGAUUAUUCAUAUCCAUCCAUGACGCAGGUCAUGUAUAUGAUGUAUUGAAGAACUGGUAAAAAUAAUUGACCCAUUCAAAAGUUGUAAUAGUAUUGCGUAUUAUAAUGUUUUUAUCAAGUCAGUGUACUUAAAAAAAAACAAUUUGUUCUUUAUCAUUUUUUAAAAAUUAGUUAAUAAUAAAUCAAUUUUCAAAUUAUUUAACAUGUAUGUACAUCAUGAAUUUAUAUAAUUAAAUUAAUAUCAUGUAUAAAAUGCUAAAAGAAUUAUAACUUACAUACUAGUAACUGUAUUACUCAUCUAUACCCGUGUAUAGUAUUGAAUAAAUAAGGGAGAUGGACAAUUGACUGACAAUAAUAUAUUAUAAAGUAGUAAUUUAUAAUGCCAUGCAUGCAAUUCAUAUUUUUAUUUUAAAAAUCUAAAAAAUAAUUUUAAAAGACUGAUAUACUUUUCAAAAUGAAUGGGCCACUGUUGUAGGUGAGAAUUUAAGAAGGUAGGAUAUAGAGGGGAAUUUAAUGUACGCAACAAUUAUUUUUACUUAUUUUUUUUGUUAUUAUUUUUACUGAAUUAGCAAUCCACAUUAUCACAAUAGUAGAUUAUUUCGGAUUAAAAAAAUUUUGUAAAAGUAUAAAAUAUAUAACAUUAUAAUUCACUAAUUUUAUGUAUUAUUGUUGGUCAAAUGGUUGUCGAUUGAUCCAGAUCCAAUAAAUAAAAAGUAUCCUUGCGGAAUUGAUUUUAAUAAAAAAAUAAAAAUAUUUUGUAUUUGUGUUUAUUUCUAUAUGAGUCUCGUUUUAAAGGUUGAAUUUCUCAUUUAACCAUUCUCUAAAUGCUCCUGAAAUUAAUAACCUUACUAUUUUCAGUGAAAUCAGUAGAGUAGUUUUUGAGUCUGUAAACUUCAACUAUACAGGCAUCAUAUCUUAUAAAAAAUAAUAAAAUAUUAUUGUCACUAAAAUGUGCAAAUAUUGCACUCAAUCUCUCAUUCUUUAUGUUGGUAAUGGGAGUUAUUGUGCAUCCUAAAAGAGCUAAAUAAUAUAAGAAGAUACUACCAUGCACUGUUUCAAUCCAACUAAUGGGAUAUUUAAUAAAAACAUGUUAACGCGAUCAGAGAAGAACUCAUUUAAUUUUGGUUUAACCCUUUGAGGCAUUGUGGUAUAGUGAAACCACCUAUUUUUUUGUUUCUUUUUAUAUGUAAUAUAAAUGUUAAAUUUUAAUAUUUUCCAAGAAAAAAAUUUCAAAAAAAAUGUGUACCUCAAAGGGUUAAAGUAAAAGCAUUUAUAUUUCAUAGGGCAAAACAAUGGGUUUUUUUUUCCAUGAUUUCAAAUAAUUUUAAAUUUAAAAAUUAUUUGUCUACUCAAACUGUGCUUAUUUUUGAACUUUACCUUGUUAGUUGGACUGAAAUACUAAAUGCGGACGUGGUAUCCUCCUAACUAAUUGGUUUUAGAUAUUAGUUUAUUAGUUAUUAUUAUAUCCAUAUCCAAUGGGGUUUAAUAAUGAUAAUAAUUAUAAAAAAUAUAUUUUAUAGGCCUGAACAAGAUGUCCGAGCUAUUGUUGUUACUGAUGGUGAAAGAAUCCUAGGCCUUGGUGAUCUUGGUGUUUACGGUAUGGGUAUCCCUGUUGGUAAACUGGCUUUGUAUACAGCUUUAGCUGGAAUUAAACCACAUCAAUGUCUUCCAGUAACACUGGACUGUGGAACUAAUACUCAGGUAAGUUUUUGGAAAACAUUUUAAUAUGUAUUAUUAAUACUUAAGUACCAAUUAACAGUAAUAAUUAUAUCUAAAUGAUUAAAUGUCAAUAGUUACUAUUGGAUGACCCAGAUUAUAUUGGAACUAGACAAAAGCGGAUUACCGGUCAAAAGUAUGAUGAUUUUGUUGAUGAAUUCAUGCAGGCUGCCGUAAAACGUUAUGGACAAAAUUGUUUGAUACAAGUAAAAUUUACAACAUUUGCUUGAAGUUGACUCAACAGAUUUUAUUAACUUAUUAUUCAUUUUAGUUUGAAGAUUUUGGCAAUUCUAAUGCUUUCCGGUUCUUGGACAAAUAUCGUAACAGUUAUUGUACAUUCAAUGAUGACAUUCAAGGAACUGCUUCUGUGGCAUUAGCUGGUCUUUUUGCUUCUCUCAGAAUUACUAAAACCAAAUUGUCAGACAAUGUGAUUUUAUUCCAAGGUGCUGGAGAGGUAAAUGCAUACAUAAAAUAUAUGAGUUUAUAUAUUGGUCUCGUAUUUCAAUGCUUCGUGGAUAUAAUUUAGAUAAUAUUGCACUUUAAUGUUUAUUUAAAUUUAUUUAAAUGUUGAGGUCAAACAAAUGUAUUUGGCUUUAUUUAAUAAGAAUUAUUAAAAUAUUUCAAACAAAUUAUCAUCAAUACUAGGGUUCAUUAAUAGGACCUGUAAAGAUUUUACUAAUGUGUUUCUUAAUGUCAAAUUAGAUCUACAAAAAUUAUUCUUCAUGUUCUAUUUUAAAAAACAAAUUAUAAUAUCACCAUUGAUGGAAUCAUGAAAUAAGCUGAUAACUAGAGACUGGAUUUUUAGGUUUUUAAAGUUUAAAAUAUGAUGCUGAUAUGCUUUAAAAUAUUCUCUUAAUAUUCCUUAAACAUGAAAAUAUGCUAAAUAUGAUUUUUUUUUUUAUUUAAAAUAAUUUAUAGAGUUGUAAACACAAGUUACAAUAACAAAUAUAUAUUAUAUAUUUGUAAAUAUGCCUACAUUAAAUUUUAGAAUAUUUACAUUUACCAUUAAUAUAGUACCUCGUGUUAUAAUAAUAUAGAUACUCAAAUUUGAUUAUUAUUAUCAAAAUAUUCAUUUAAUUGUCUCAUUUCUUUGGUAAAUUAUUUAAACUCAGCUAUAUUUAAAAUAUAAUAGGUUUCAUAAUAUUAUUGUUAUGUUUCAGCAUUAAAAAAAAUAAAAUUGAAUAGGUAUAACAAAAUUAAAAUAAAAAAUAAACAAUCUUAAUGGGUAAUUAGAAUUGUUGGUAUCGCUAUGUAGCAUCCCACCAUUGGUAUUGAGCGAGCGCUUUUGUUUUUUCAACAUUAUUCAUUAUAUAAUAAACAUAGAAUAUUGAAACCAACACUAAAUAAUUUAUAUUUUAAUCGUUUACAAAAACAGUUCUUACAAUUUUUCUGAAUUAUAAGUAUUUUAAACAAUAAAAAAUUAUUUUAUAUACAUAGUAAUAUAAUAAAUUAUUACGUCAAUAUCAUUAAGUGAGCGCAACGCUCACUAUAUGGAUAUUAAUAUGAUUGCAUGUUGAUAUCCUAUUAAGAAAUAUUUAUACAAUUAUUACAUAUACAAAAGUAUAUUUAGCCACGAGUCCAUUGAAGGUAUAAAUAGUAUCAGAUGAAUCAAGUAAUAAAUAAACAAGUGUUUCUGAAAAUACUAACUAGGUGAGCGCCGUGCUCACCACGAUACUAAUGACUGAUUAAAACAUUUGGUCACAUAUAAUUCAUGGAUAAUAAAUAUUAUUACUCGCCAAAAUCUCUUAAUGAUUUUGUUCACAAUUCAAGAGAAAUAGGUGACCAACUUUACCAAUUUGACUAUAAACCAGAAAUUAAAUGAUUUUUAUCAUUCUUCAAUAAAAUAAAUAAUAAUCAUUAUUUUCUACAAUGAAAAUAUCACAACUUAAGAAAAGAGUUAAAUGUAUGAUUUUUUUGGUGACUAAUAAUACAAUAUUCCAAUUCUCCAAAUUCCAAAAUAUGCUCAAAUAUGCCAAAUAAAUUUUUCAUCCUUGUUGCACUUAUAUAAAGUGAAUAAAUAUAUGUAAAAACCUAAAAAAACCUCCUUUUGGUUGUGUCCCUAAAAAUGUAUUGGCUUUUUAAAAAUAUUUGAAGAUUUGAUACGAUUCACCAUCAUGAAGUUAUUUUUUUAAAAAAAGCGUUGAUAGUUAAAUUUUGAAUAAAUACUUCAUAUAACCCCAAUUAUUGUAGAAUAAUUAUGUGGAAAAAAACUUUUUUAGCAACAAAAAUGUUUAAAAAUUUGGAUAAUUGUAUAUUAUUUUGUAGUUCCUUAUAUAUUCAAUUUUCAAUUUAUUUAAUUAACUUUCCAUUUAUUAUUAUAAUGGUGCACUUGUUGACUGAAAUAUGUGUUUUUUAAUUUACAAACUAUUGAAUUUUUUAUAAUUAUUAUUAUUAGUAUUUAUUCAUAAUUUAUUAUAUUGUUAUUGUUAUUUUUUUCAGAAUUUAAAUACAUGGAGAAUAUCUAAAAUUAUAAAAUAGUAAUUUUAAAUGUUGUUCUAUAGAAAAUAUUUUAAUUUUAAUGACAAUUCAACAUAUUUGAAUUAAAUAAAAUUAUAUUGUAAAUAUAAUUGUUACAGGCUGCUUUAGGAAUUGCAGAGCUAUGUGUGAUGGCAAUGCUUAAAGAAGGUACAUCAUUGGAAGAUGCUAGAUCAAAAAUUUGGCUGUUUGAUUCUAAAGGUCUUGUAGUCAAAAAUCGUCCUGAGGGUGGUGUCACUGGACACAAAGUAGAAUAUGCCAAAACUGUAGCCCCUGUUAAAGUACUUGCUGAAGCUAUCAAAAAAGUUAAACCAACAGUACUUAUUGGUGCUGCUGCUAUUGGUGGAGUGUUUACAAAAGAAAUUAUACAAGAAAUAUCGUCUUACAAUGAUCAUCCAGUAAUUUUUGCCCUGAGUAACCCAACUAGCAAAGCUGAAUGUACUGCUGAACAAGCAUACACUUAUUCAGAUGUAUGUAUUAUAUAUUCCCAUAGAUAAUACUCAUUUAAAUAAUUGUAUUAAUAUUAUAAUAUAUUUAGGGCAAAGCUGUAUUUGCUAGUGGUUCACCAUUUAAUCCAUUCACUUACAAGUCAAAAACUUACUAUCCAGGCCAAGGAAACAAUUCAUACAUAUUCCCUGGAGUAGCUCUUGGAGUUAUUUGUGCCGGAAUUAAGACAAUAUCAGAAGAAAUUUUCAUCAUUGCUGCUCAAGUAUAGUCUUUGGCACUUCAAAUUUAUUAUAUUUACAUGUUAAUGAUUUUUGAACUAAUUCACAGAUUUUAGCUGAACUUGUGACUGAAGAAGAUUUGGAUAAUGGUAGCCUAUACCCUCCACUUCAAUCUAUUCAAGAGUGUUCUUUAAAAAUUGCUUCCAAAGUAAUUGAUUAUGCAUACAAAAUUGGUGUAGCCAGCACAUUCCCAGAACCUGAGGACAAGAUUGAAUUCAUUAAGGCCCAGCUGUACGAUUAUAGUUAUAGUUCAGCAUUGCCACCCUCCUAUACUUGGCCAAAACUGUGAUUAUAUAAUUUCUUGAAAUGGACAUAUAUUUUUAAAAGCCAAACUAGACAGGUUAUUGUCAAUAAGGCAAUAAUCGUUUCAUAUAUAUUUACACUCAAUAUACAAACUUAGUAAUUUCAAUAAUAUUAAAAAUCAUGUUUAAUUUUUUUGACCUUUUUUAAUUGGGUGUAGGUGAAUAACUUUUAUAUUUUCUUGGUCACUUUAUUCUUUUAUUUUAAGUUAUGUACUUCUUUUGUGUGCGUUGGAGUUGUAAUCAGCAGUAGAAUUAUAUUUGUUUUUAUUUGUAUAACUUAGUGUGUAAUUUUAUUUGUUAAAUAAAUCAAUCAAAUUUAUAAAUUAAUUGUUGUGAUUAAUAAUACAACAAUCCUUUACAUAAAAUAAAAAUAUUUGUUAAAGUGGUUUAAGGUAGAUUUUUAAGAUUAUCAAUUGUAAUUUUUAUUUCAUUGGUUUUGUGUUUCUACAUUAUUGAUAAAAGGUUAUAACCUACCAAGGUUAAGUUAUUAUUAAUUAGUGAUACCCAGACAGGUCUAGAACUUUAGAUGCUAAAAGCCACAUACUGUAAGGGAAAUAUAUCUUUAGCCAUUUAUGUAUGUUUCAAUAAAUUUGGUAAAAUUACCUAUUGUUGAUAAUAUAAUAAAAUGUGAGACAGUAGGAAUGUUUGUUUUUAAACAAAAAAAUAUAUAAAUACUACACAUUAACAAUUAUAAAAUAAUUAAAAUAUGCCUAUCAGGAAAAGGGGGAAUUCACCUUUCCCUAUUAAAACACAUAUACACACACUAAAUUAAUAUACUAUAGACUAUUAUAUUUUAAGUGUAAUAUACAAUUUUAAAUGGCCAACAAUUUUUAUUAAAAUUAUUUCAUAGAAUAUUAUCUGAUGGAACUGUGACAAAAUGUUAUUAGACAUUAUAUUUUAAGUCAACGGAAUGUUUAUAUUGUAUAGAAUAUUAAAUUUUUUCUAGAAAGUGUACAAUUGCACUAAAUAAAUCAUGGGUUAUUGUUUUAAAAAUUGGAGUACUUUAACUAAAAAUAUAAAAUAUUAUAUAAAGCAUUUGAUACAUAUCACUUAUUUAUUCUUCACUCGCACUUGAAAUUUUCAAUGUCAUAUAAAUAAUAGUAAAAAGGAACAUUAUAAUGAAAUAAAUUAAAGGAACUUCCAGUAUAACAAACUUACUUAGUAAAAAUGUAUUUAAGAAUUUAAACACAAAUAAUUUGUAGAAGUCCAUUUUAUGUAAUUAAUAUAAUAUAUACAUACAUUAUUUAUACAGAAAAAAAAACCAACAAAAUACAUGGUACAAAAUUACAAUAGUUGUAAGUUUUUCAAGUUAUUAAAAAAAAAUAAACGAUAAUUAAACAAAAUGAUCGCGCCACAUCCCACAUUAACAGUCAUAGUUAAAUUAUUAUAUUUAUUAGAAUAAUUAAAUGCUAUUAUGUGCUUAAACACACAAUUCAUUUUUAAGUAAUAUAAUUUUUCUAUAUUACAUGAACGUAAAAUUAGAACAGUAGAUGCUGUGUAUGUUUUUAAAAAAUAUUUAAAAAUAAUUUUAUAGAUUGGAGGUGAUCAUUUAAAUAGGUAUGUAGUGAGAUCCUGUUGGUAAUGUUUGGUGAUCAUACAAUAGGUUAAACGAUCAAUGGAAUAUUUGGAGCACAAAGAAUAUGAAAAAUGUAUUGAGUGUUCUUAGUAGUUCAACGUUUUAAAUUAUUUUUGGCAUAAUGAAUACAUCUUUUCACUUAAAAGGAAAACCUGGUAUAAUUGUAACUCCUGUUGGUUGAACUGCUUCAGUGAAUGGUUUUUCAUUUAUUUGGUGCUAAAUGGUAUAACUCCAUGUGUUUAAAAAAUUCAUCAUUAUUGGCAUGUGUAAUGGUACACAGAUAACAAGUGAAUCUCUUUGGCAUUAAUAUGUGUGCAUAUUUGAUGUGCGAUUGGAGCGAUUCAUCUGUACUAAACCAUGAAUUGCAUUCUUUACAACAGAAUUUUUUAUUGAGAUUUUGCUUUUCGAAAUAAUGUCUGUGUUCAGCAUUCUUAUGUCUUUCAAUGUCUCCGAUACGGACAAACUUUUUUUCACACAAGCUGCACUUAUAAUUGUGCACUUUCAACAAAUGAUAACCAAGAUCAUAAAUAUUUUUAAACUGACUGUCACAAAAAUCACAUAUUAAUUGAGUUUCUGUUGACAGUUUCUCUGGUUUACUUUGUUUAGUAUUGUGUGUAUUAGUCAUUUUAGUGCGAGAUAUUUUAAUUUUUUGUUUGUGCUCAGCCCAUAAAUGAUUUUCUAAGUCAAUAUUACGAACAAAUUUUUUUUCACAUUGGAGACAUUUGAAUUUGUGAUCUAUUGCUAAGUGUUGUUUGAGUUGAGUUUUGUUUUUUAAUAUUACAUUACAAAUAUUGCAAAAGUAUUGAGCAUAUUUGCUGACCUGCUCCUUAUCAUCUACUUCUUGUUGGCACAGCUGAAGCUUUUGGUUUUUACAUGGUUUAACAAAUUUUGAUAAGUUAUUGCUAUACAUGUUUACAUCAUUCGGCACAGUUGGCAAAACACUUUUGGUUUCUUUGCAGUUAAAUUGUUUUCUGUCUGGCAAGUUUUCCAUAUUAAUAUCAACUAACAUUUCAAUAUGGGAAUUUUUUUUAUAGUUACCAUGCAUGCUCUGUGUAUGUUUUUUUAACGUAUUUUUCCGAAUAAAUUUUUUAUUACAAAACAAACAUUUAUUUUUGUGCUCAGUUUCUACAUGUCGGUAGAAUUUAUUUAGAUUUGUAUACUGGCCAUUACAAAUACUGCAAAUGUACCUUUUAUGUUCAUUAUAAUUGGAUUGAGCAGCAACUUCCUCUGGCAGUUGAUAAUUGUGCAACUUAAGAUUUUUCGCUUCUUUCAAUUGACUAUGUUUUAGUACGUUAUUGAUAUCGCUGCAAUUGGUCUGGGAUAUGGUUGGCAAAAUAUUCUCAAAAUCAGAUAAUUUAUCAAUUUUAUUAAUAUGCAUUUCAUUUGAGAUAUUAACCACAGUCUCUCCAGAAACAAUGUUUUCCUGCCAAACAUCUUGUGUUUGAUUCUGUUGAUCAUAUUCCAGCACAUCAUUGAUAUAUGUAUCAUUUUGUACGAUUGGCAAAACACUUUUAUCUUUGCUACAGUUAAUUUGGUGUUCAUGUGAAUCUUUUUUAAUAAAAUCCGACUGAAGCUUUAGCAUUUCAUCUUGUUGACUUAAUGCGACAGCACCUGUUUUUUUCACGCAGACAUUUUCAUUAUGCUGAAUAUGCAUAACCUGUAUAUGUUUCUGUAAAGUGACAUUACGAAUAAAUUUUUUUUGACAUUCUGAACAUUUAUACUUAUGGUCAUUUCCUUUGUGGCUAUUGAAUUCACUUUUGGUUCUAAACUGCCCUCCACAAAUAUUACACAUAAACCCUUUAAGUUUGUUGACGUGCAUCUUUUCAUCAUAUGGAUAAGGUACUGUUUCUUGCAAUUGAUUGUUGUAAGACUUUUCAUGUUCUUGUACAUUAUUUUCAUGUGUAUGCUCAUCAUUCGGCACAAUUGAAAAGAUGUCUAUAUUAUUACUACAAUUAAUCUGGCGUAUUUUAUCACAAUCCAACUUUAUCAUUUUAUCCAGUUGAUUUGUUGGUAAACCAACAUGUUCUUUUAGAAUGCAGGAAUUUUGGUUAUCAUUAUCAUGAGUGCUAAUAUGUCUCUUCAAAGUUAAUUUACGAAUAAAUUUUUUUUCACAGUGAGGACAGUUAAGGUUGUGAACAGUAGCAGAGUGAUUUUGGAGUACUUUAUUGCCACUAAACUGGCCACCACAAAUGUGACAUUCAAAUUCUGUCUGUUUUAUAACUAUCUUCUUUUCAUCAUAUGGAUUAGCCGUUACAUUUUUAGGCAUUUGCUUAUUAUUAGAAACAAGAUGUGAUGUCCUAUUAUUACUGCGGUUCAUCUGAUAUACUGCUGUUUGAUUAGCUGAAUCAUCAUUUUUAAUAUUACCCGGCUGAAGUUGUAGCAUUUCAUCUGGUUGACUGGAUGUGUUAAUAUGCCCAUUUUGAAUGUAGGAAUUUGCGAUAUCAUGAAGAUGAAUACUUUCACAAUGUUUCUUCAGGGCACAAUUACGAGCAAAUUUUUUUUCGCAAUAACGACAAUUAAUAUUGUGAAUAAGAAGAGAGUGUCUUUUCAAUGAACUUUGACCACUAAAACGGCCGUCACAUAAAUCGCACACAUGUUCUGUAUAUCUAAUGACCGGUUUCUUAUCAUCGCACGGAUAAGUAACAUUAUUUGAGAUAACUGACAAAAUGCCUAUAUUUUUAUUGCAAUUAAUCUGAGAUAUUGCUGCUUGAUUAGGUAAAUGAUCUUUUUUAAUAUUACCCGGCUGAAGUUGUAGCAUUUCAUUCUGUUGACUGGAUGUGUCAAUAUGCCUUUUUUGAAUGCAGGAAAUUGCGGUAUCAUUAGCAUGAAUACUUUCACAGUGUUUCUUCAGGGCACAAUUACGAGCAAAUUUUUUUUUGCAAUAAAGACAGUUAAUAUUGUGAUUAAGAAAAGAAUGUCGUUUUAAUGAACUUUGACUACUAAAAUGGCCGUCACAUAAAUCACACACAUGUUCUGUAUGUUUAAUGACCGGCUUCUUUUCAUCGCACGGAUAAACAACUGUAUCUUGUGAUUGUAUGUUGUGAUGCAAAAGAUUUAGGUUUUCAUUCUGUUGAUCAUGUUCAUGUAUGUUAUUUUUAUGUGUUUGCUUAUCAUUUGGCACAAUUGGUAAACCACCUUUAUUUUUACUGCAGUUAAUCUGGUCUUUACCAGCUUGCAUAUCCUCAAAUUUAACAUGUUCAUUAACUUUUUUCUGUACAGUAGUAGAUUUAUUGACCAGAGUGAUAUUGCUUUGUAUUUGGGCAUUGGGUUUGAAAUAUGGAUGACUCUGUGUAUUAGUGCAAAUUGACUUGGGUAUGUUUGUAGAUUGUUUGUGCAAAACUUGCAUAUGUGAUAUCAUGGUUCUUCUAUUUACAAAACUUUUGGCACAUAUAUUACAUG